UGAUCAGUUAUUACAUCGUCUUAAGAGGUUAUAUCAGUCCGACGUAAUGCAUGAUUGUAUUUUUUUAAUCUCGUGCACUUACCUUCUGCAAUGGAAGACAAUAAUAGAGAUCGUGUCAUAAUAUGGUGGUAGUUAAGACCGGUUGAAACGGCGUAAGAAGGGAGAACGACGGCCGUUGUCGCCCCACACGUGCAAAGGGUCAAUUACUUCAAACGAAAUCUCGGUAUCAUAAAAAACAUAAAUUUUAAAAUGCAAGGAGACGCUGGUUUAUUUCAAAGGACAACAAUGAAGAAAAUAUUUUUUUCAAUAUGCAAACAUUCUGUGUCGGCAACUUUAUUCUUAAGUACCUUUGUUCAACGAGAAACUAUGUCAUUUUAACAACUCGCUGGCUUUGAUAGAUUUAUUUUCACUGUCACACUUUUAUUUAGUGAAAGAUCUUCAUAGUGGAAAGUUUGAUUCUCGGUUUCUGUAGUUUCAUUCAGUAAAUCGUCUCAUUUGAGGCAAAUUGUUUCCGAGUUCGGAGAUGAAGUUUUUCUACUGACGGGAUAGUACCAUUUUGUAAGAUGUGCGAAACAACGUAUCUGGCGAAAGAAGAUUCAUAGUGCAGCAACAUGUGAGUCGCGAUAAGCAUAUAUGAGCAGUGCAACUUGCAAGUAAGAAGAAAUCCACACAACUUUUACUGCAACAAAGUGUCGGCCUAUCCGCAAAAGAAAAUAAGUGGUCAGAUUUUCACAGAGACUUUUGUGAAGCUCUAGUUUCUGCCAAUAUCCAAUUUUGGAAAGUGAACAAGAAUAAAUUCAGGAGUUUUCUGGAACUGCAUAUCGGGCGUGCUAUCCCAGACGAAUCAACUCUUAGGAAGAACUACCUGUCACAAUGCUAUGACAACACCAUUAAGAUGAUAAGGAGGAAGGUACAGGGAAAGAAGAUUUUCGUAUCCAUCGACGAGACCAGUGACGUAUAAUAUCGUUACUUGGCUAAUGUUGUCAUUGGUACUGUGGAGAUCGACAGACCAGGUGAAGUGUUUCUACUUACGAGUGAAGUAAUAGGAAGAGUUAAUCACUCUAAAAUUUGCAAACGUUUGGAAAAAUGUAUGUUUUUGUUAUGGCCUGAGGGUAUAAGACAUGACAAUGUCUUGCUUUUUGUUACUGACGCAGCUCAAUAUAUUGUGAAAGCAGGGAAGUCAAUUCAAGCUUUUUACCCGAAAAUGGUGCAUAUUACUUGCUUAGCACACGCUACGCAUAGGGUGGCAGAGGAAGUUAGAGCAAAUUUUCCUCAAGUUGAAACCCUUGUGUUCAAGACAAAGAAAAUUUUUGUCAAGGCUCCCUCUCGUAAAGUCCUCUUCAAGUCAAUGGCUCCCGAUGUUCAACUUCCACCAGAACCUGUCAUCACCCACUGGGUACCUGGAUAGAUUCAGCAAUUUAUUAUUGCAAUCAUUUCAAGAUGGUGAAAAGUGUUAUUGAAACACUGGACUCUGAUGAUGCUAGUGCAAUUGAAGCUGCUAAAAGCCUAUUUUCAAACAGUAAAAUUGACGGACAGCUGGCUUUUAUAAAAGCCAAUUUCAAUUCCGUAACACAUGGAAUCACAAGUGUACAGGAAAAAGAUGCAAACCUUGAAAGUUCUCUAUCAUUAGUUAAGAAAGUUGCAUCUGAUUUGAAAAAUGUUGGGGGAGAUGUUGGAAAAAAUGUGUCAAAGAAAGUAGAAAGUGUUCUAGACAAAAACCCUGGAUACAGAAUAUUGUGUCACAUUUCUCAAGUGCUAACUGGUGAAUCAUUUGAUACUUCCUGCAUUGAAGAAGAACUUACUGCCACAGAUGUAGUGCACUUCAAGUAUGCUCCAAUUGUAUCAACAGAUGUGGAGAGGAGUUUCUCCAAGUACAAAACUGUGUUGCCCGACAACAGGCGAUCCCUCACGUUCGAGAACCUCCACAUGCUGAUUGUUACCUACUGCAAUAAUUCUGAAUAAGGUAAGAUUUAUGUAUUUAAAUUUCACUAUCUUCAAGGAACUACGUAAGCUUUCUAGAGCAGAAAAAUUCGCCGGUAUAAAUUUAUUUAUUUAUAGUUUCAGCUCUGAUUUUAAAGAAAUAAUAACUGUGCCGUACUAACUGUUAUACAAUAAUAGGCCUAUUUUAUUG
Cryptotermes secundus is the source of this 2131-nucleotide messenger RNA. RefSeq lists its product as uncharacterized. The coding region runs from base 1441 to 1962 and encodes 173 amino acids. Lineage: Eukaryota; Metazoa; Arthropoda; Insecta; Blattodea; Kalotermitidae. The record is from RefSeq and is a predicted model, not a curated record. The transcript has 2 exons.